Molecule: messenger RNA, 676 nt
Organism: Scaptodrosophila lebanonensis
Lineage: Eukaryota; Metazoa; Arthropoda; Insecta; Diptera; Drosophilidae
Gene: Npc2d
Exons: 3
Coding region: 138-665 (175 amino acids)
Biological process (GO): intracellular cholesterol transport
Source: RefSeq, a predicted model, not a curated record
UACGAUAAGAUACGAGUAGAAGACACACUCAAUCCAGUGGCGCACCAAUCCGAGGCUAUAAAAUCAGAGCAGCAUGUUGGUGAGGAGUUAUUUCUCAAAGCCUAGUUGGGUAGAACGCACAAACCUUAAAAUCAAGCAUGCAGCGAAAUACACUGAUUUACCUGAGCAUUUCUCUGUUUAUUUGUCUUCUGAACGGAGCUCGUGCCAACGAUGAGAUGCCAGCCACCGAUGUAAAGCGCUGUUCCGGCAAUAAGCCAUUUCCACUUGAGGUCAGAGUGCAGGGAUGCGUGACGCCCCCAUGUAAUAUCAUCAAGGACUCUACGGUCAAAUUUGAAAUAGACUUUGCAGUUGACAAAUACAUCACGCAACUCACUACCUUGGUAAAGGCCACAACGCUGGGCAUCAUUACAGUGCCCUAUGAGCUCCCUGAAGAUGUGGCCGCCGUGUGUCCCAACCUUAUGUAUGGCGCAUACUGCCCGCUUUAUCCAACCGAGGAUGUUACGUAUCUGUUCAAUUUUUACGUUGGUGAAUACCCUGAGAUCGGCGUUAAAAUUGAAAUCUAUUUAGUGGAUCAGGAUCGCGAUAUAGCCACUUGUUUUGUCUGCGACAUUAAAGUGAAAAAAGGCUCAAAGCAGGAGGUCUAUCAAUUGGAUUUUACCAAUUAAAUAAAGUUUAA